AUGCGCCUCCCCUUCCACCCCACCGCCCGCCGCCUGGCGACCGCCGCCUCCAUCGGCUCCAAGUCCAGCCUCACCGAGGCCCUCGCCCUCCUCCCGCCCAUCCCCCUCUACCGCCGCAUCCUCCGCGUGCACCGCAAGAAGCUCGACCCCCAGAUGCGCCUGCUGGGCGACUCGUACGUCCAGGCGGAAUUCCGCGCGCACCGCAACGUGGAGAACCCGUUGCACAUCAUCGGCUUCUUGACGGAGUGGCAAUUAUACGCGCAGAAGCUGGAGGGCGAUGCGUGGAUCGGGGAGAAGUUGGAUAAGGGCAAGUUGGAUAAGAUGAGUGAUCAGCAGAUUGGCCAGUUGUAUGAGCUGAUGCAGGCUAUCAAGAAUGAGGAGGGCGAGGGCGAGAGCGGGGAUGGGAAGCAAUAGGCUGGGUUUCUGUGUGGAGAUGAUAGUUGAUGGACUGUAUUGCGGUGUGUAAGAUUGUGAGAUGUACUGUAUAUAGACCAACUGAUGAAGAAUGUAACCUGAAAGAAAG
Aspergillus japonicus CBS 114.51 is the source of this 523-nucleotide messenger RNA. Its product is annotated as succinate dehydrogenase assembly factor 3. The record is from RefSeq and is a predicted model, not a curated record. Bases 1 to 414 code for a protein of 137 amino acids. Lineage: Eukaryota; Fungi; Ascomycota; Eurotiomycetes; Eurotiales; Aspergillaceae. Gene Ontology annotation, cellular component: mitochondrial intermembrane space; mitochondrion. Gene Ontology annotation, biological process: mitochondrial respiratory chain complex II assembly; succinate metabolic process. The transcript has 3 exons.